CUGUGCCUGAACAGCAGGUUCUGGAUCGUAGUUUCUGAUCAGCUYGCUGCUCCAGGACAGAGCAGGUAAGCAGAUGACAUUUUGCAAACCAAGCAGAAGUAGGUUCGUGCAGAGCUGCGAGCUGGAGAUGGAGCUCCGCAUCAAGACUGGAUAGGUGGUUUAUGGAGUGAGGUGAUCCGAUACCAGUUUAACUCCUUUAAUGUGUCAAACCUGUGAGCAGAUGUGGCGCUGGAGGGAUGCAGAGACUUCACACUGAGGCUGAUUAUCUGACACACUGAACAGUACAUUGAAGACUGGUGGUACAAAAAAUAAAAUGGUGGGGCUGAGAAACCGCUCAACGUGGGAGCCACUGCUACUAAAGUCCUCCUUCAUCAAGUCAUGUGCCAACGGCUGCUCACUGGGCAUCACCGCAAACCUUACGUAUGCCAACGCUGACACCGAGUCUGUAGAAGGCGUGUUUGUGUACCCUCUCCGGGAGAAGGAGGUUGUGGUGGACUUCAAGGCUGUGAUUGCGGGCCGGCUGGUGGGUGUGCAUAUCCAGAGCCGAGGGAAGUUGAAGGACUGCUGUUUGGACUGCUGCCCYGGACCUGGUCUCGAAGGAUACAGUGGGAAUAGCCAGGAGUGGGGCUGCUGUGGGAUGCCCAAUCUGGACAUGCAGUGCAGCAAUGGACAYCUCAUCCUGGAUGAAGACCUUGAAAGAACCACCUUCAUUGUGGGCUGCGGAGUCAUCGCCCCCAUGGAUAUAGUGUCUGUCAUUAUCAGCACCACCCUUGAACUCCCCACAUUAGAAAAUGGAGCGAUCCGAAUCAUCUAUCCAGCACUGCUUACUCCUGUAGUCAGUGGCCAGUUGACUUCGAGCAAAAGUGAAAAUGGAGGGAAAUCUGAGGAAACUGGGGCAACAAGCUGUUUUGGUGCCACCUCAGGAAAACAGGACCGAGCCAUGGACUCGGAGCAGCAGUGCUCUCAUGCAGUCUUUAAAAACCCUGCUGCCAACCUGGCACCUUAUGAACUCAGCUUCCAGCUGCUGGUCAGAGCAGCCUGUCUGCUUGCAGGACUGGAGAGCCCAACUCACGCUUUGAGAGCAGAUGCAGAUCCCAGUGCCCAAAGUGCCUCUGCUACCUACAUCACCUUGGCUCAGGAGCAUCCAUACGACCGACACAUUGAGAUCAUUUUGCACCUCAGUGAACCUCACAGCCCAUUGGUCAUCUUAGAGAAAGGCCGACUCUCCUUCAGUCAGUACGAGCAGCAAAUCUGUUCCCGCCGUGACUUUGUCCGCUACACCCGCAAAGAUUCAGAUCCAGAGAGAAAGGUGGAGUAUGUUAGGAGGAGGUACCACAAAGACAUCCUCUGCAGCCCCGUCCUGAUGCUCAACUUCUGCCCUGACUUACUGUCUGAACCUCUGGAGCUGCACAAAGCCACUAGAGAGCUGCUGUUCCUCAUCGAUCGCAGUGGCAGCAUGAGCGGCAACAACAUCCAUCGUGUAAAGGAAGCCAUGGUGGUGGCCCUGAAGAGCCUACCUUCUGGUACAGUGCUAAAUAUCGUGGGCUUUGGGACCACCAUCAAACCUCUGUUCAACUCCAGCAAGCUCUGCACUGAUGUGACGCUGAUGCAGGCCUGCGAGUACAUCCAGAGGAUGAGAGCGGACAUGCGAGGCACCAACCUGCUGGCGGCUCUGUCUUGGCUCUACCAGCAGCCCAUGCAGCGCUCGUACCCUCGUCAGGUCUUCAUCAUCACAGACGGGUCCAUUGGCAGUGUGGCCCAGGUGCUGGAGCUGGUGCGCAGAAACACAUGCGCCGGCAGAUGUUUUGGCCUGGGCCUUGGUCCUCGAGCCUGCAGGAGACUCCUGCAGGGAGUUGCCAAACUGACCGGAGGGAUGACAGAGUUCUUGGAUGAGGAGGAGAGACUCCAGCCCAAGCUCAUCAAAUCAUUGAAAAAGGCCUUUGAACCUGUCCUGACAGAUGUUCGUAUCAACUGGUACCUGCCCGAGAACAUGGAGGCUCUUCUUUCACCCAAUGAAAUCCCUCCUCUCUAUCCUGGUGAUUGUUUGACUGGCUAUUGCACUCUCUACGACACGACCACRUUCAAAGCAAAGAAGACAGAGUUGGAAGGACGGGAUCGCAGAAGUUUCCACCGUGACUCCAUGGGUUCAGUUUUCGGUCAGUCGAACGAUGAGCUCUCUCCCCCUCCUGCCUCGGAGCUCAUGCCUGUGGUGGCGUGUGCCGAUGCAACGGACCUGGAGGAGGCUCUGAGGGAAAUUUCCAGGGAAAUUUCUUCUGAGUUCUCCUGCGCCAGAGACAUCGACCCCGGCCCCAGCCCAGGCGUGGAGCUGGACUGGUCCAGUGAUGUAAGGAGGAGGAUCCAGGAGAGCUCUUACAUUCAGGAGCAGUACGUCCUCACCCACUGCUCACUGAGCAGCGAGCGAAGUCUCCAAACCCACUCCCACUCCCACAUCCACGCCUCAAACUCGGACUCUGCAGGUGGCGUGUUUCUUUCGGAGUCCCAUUCCCCUGGUCCCGUGUUGGAAACAGGGUCCCUGCCACAAGGUCUUGAGAAGAUGCCCCAACCAGAACCAUCAUCUUUAUCUCGAUGGGCUGACCCAGAAUGGCAGCAAAACCUUUCAGCCGUGACGUCUAACAAAGCAGCCAAAAAGGAUGGGCGGCCGGAUGGAGGAGAGGAGUCUCGUAGGAGACAGAAAGCUCUGGCUCGUUCAACUAUGGCAGCGAGGAGUUUCUCCUCACCCCAGGGUGAGCUAGAGAUGCAUCGCCUGAGGAGAGCUCUGGAGAGGGUCUCCUUUGACCAGACCCUGGGAGGGAGGCUGGACGAAAGCGAUGGAGAAACAAAGCCUCCGUCACAAGAGACGGUGUCCCGCAGAAGCCUCACUGACUCCAAUGGACUCCUGUUUCCAGCUUCUCCUCUGGACUGGGACAGCCUCACAGACCCAGAGUAUCUCUUCACCGCCAUCUCGCCUGAAGAGCCCCAUCCAGGUCAGUGUCGCUCCCACAUUCACGGCCUGCUGAGCGGCAGGCCCGUGUCCUGGGAGGUCACUGUGGACCUGGGGCACCUUUGGACCCCUGAGGGUUCAACUACGGGGGUCGACGAAUGUGGAGUUGGCGUGGAAGAUGGAGAAAAGCCAUGGGAGGAGAUCAUUCACCAACUGACUGCUCGCUCUGUCAUAAGAGACUUUGAGAAACUCGCAGAAAAAGAGAGCGACACUGGACACAGUUCAUCCAAACGAUACCGCAUGAAGGCCAUUCAGACAAGUAAGCACUGUAACAUCAUAUGUAUGUACACAGCCUUCACCACCACUGAUGGCAACAUGAGCAAAGGCCUUUCAGACAACAUGGACAUCCUCAGCACAGGGAUUCAUUUGGGCAACAGGCAAACCUCUCAGUCAGGCGGUCGCAGACAGAGGGCUUACUCUGUUGGUUUGGGCCGACGGAGGUCCAGCAGAGACUACGAGGAGGUCAAGGAUACCUGGAAAUCUACAGAUGUAGGUGGCAGCGGCUCCUGCACCAUGGCCCCUGUAACAUCAACCCAGUCCUGCAACUGUUCUCAGCGAUCUAUAGAGAGCAAGUCCCUGGAGAGCUUCUUUGGUACCAGGUUCCCACUGGGACGACUCAGGUCCUCUAUCUCAUCAGGGAAACAGGUUCCUCUCAAGUCUCACUGUUUAUCUGCAGAGACAGACAAACAAGCUAAAAGUGAAGCUCCAGACUACCUGCCCCUGGUGCACCUGCAACUGGCCUCAGGAGCCUUUUUACUGACYGAGGUCUACUCAGACUGCGUCCAGAUCCCCCUGGACCGCCUUAAAAGAGCCUCACCUUACAGCCUUCAUCGCCGCAGUCUCAGCCCAGCUUUCCGCUGUACGUCUCCCAGCGCUCCCUCUUUAUCCACCUCUGCCAAGCCUCCUGCUGGUCACCACGUUACCUUCUCUCCAUCUUCGUCCUCCAUUGCCAAAGCGUCUGCCCCUCCUUUCCACCACACCCCAGUCGACAACCCCCUGAUGCUGGAGCUGAGGCUCGUGCGAAGACACCUGUCUGACCGAGACCCCGUCACCUCGCCCCCCGACCUCCUCAGCUCGGAGGAGGGCUCCUUGGAGCUGUCCGUGGGCCCCGCUCAGAGCCUGGGCCAAGCGGACAGCGGUCGGGGCUCAGAGACGGACAUAUGCGAGGGCUCCUCGGCAGAGCCGGGCGACCUUCAGGGCGGCAGCCAGCUGGCUCAGGAGGACCUGGAGGGCUCGACCUGGGCCACGGCCGUGGCUCUGGCCUGGCUGGAGCACCGGUGCGCCGGGUUCUUCAUGGAGUGGGAACUAGUGGCGGCAAAAGCAGACUUCUGGCUGCGCGGUCAGAAGCUGCCGGAGGGGGUGGACCUGGCAGGGCUCAGAGGAGCAGCCAGGCAGCUGUUUCUGCUGCUGCGUCACUGGGACGAGAACAUCAAACUCAACAUGCUCUGCUAUAACCCCAAUAACAUGUGAGACCGUAGAAACUGAGCCAGACUUACUGAUUUACAGACAGAUUCCAAAUAACAAUGCUGUAUUUUAACUAACUUUAAACCAGUGCCAAGUCAAUUCUAAUUUUAUACAACAUAGACCAAGUGGCCUUUUAUUAUUAGAGCUAUGCUGUAUGCAAACACAAGAAUGCCUUGACCAUCUGAAUAAGCUUUUUGUAGCUCAGAAUGUAGCCUGUAUUGUAAUAAUGUAUACUAUGCCAAAAGUAGAACCAUAGUGAAGGAUCAGAUUGUUUAUUUAGUAUAAUAAUGGAAGAACUGCUUACAUAAUAAAAUGAUUGUGGAAACAAAACCUGCUGGAAGCCAAUUUGACUACUUGUCAAAGUUAAGUGGUGUCUAUGCUUACUAAUAAACAAAGACUGAAAACUAAUCCUCAAAGCAGAUAUUUAACCCAUUACUGUUCAAUAAUAUUUAAAAAAAAGCCUUCUAAACUUAAGGGAUCACUACAAUCACUCAGCUCCUCUAAAAAUAUACAUAUAUAUAUAUUUAAAAUGUUAAAAA
This is a messenger RNA of Austrofundulus limnaeus, 5004 nucleotides long. It is a transcript of the gene vwa5b2, whose product is annotated as von Willebrand factor A domain containing 5B2. The record is from RefSeq and is a predicted model, not a curated record. The coding region runs from base 314 to 4471 and encodes 1385 amino acids. The transcript is spliced from 22 exons. Lineage: Eukaryota; Metazoa; Chordata; Actinopteri; Cyprinodontiformes; Rivulidae.